Molecule: messenger RNA, 702 nt
Organism: Striga hermonthica
Lineage: Eukaryota; Viridiplantae; Streptophyta; Magnoliopsida; Lamiales; Orobanchaceae
Source: the annotation of a GenBank genome assembly
AUGGAAACAAAUAAGACCCUUAAACAGCCUCCUCAACAUAAGUCGAGCUCCCGACAAACAGCCGCUCUCACUCUCGACAAAGCAGUCGAGCACGAGCUCAAAAACGGCCGCAUAUUGGACCCUCACAUUGACCAGAAGAAGCUCAGAAGGACCAUAUCCAACAGGCUUUCUGCUCAGAGGUCCAGAUUGAGAAAAAAUCAGUACAUUAAUGACAUGGAAAAAAUGGUUCUUGAUUUAGAGAAAUUGAUAUCGAUUCUUACCCCUCGAGUCAAAAGCUACGAGGAGAAGAGGACACUACUGCUCGUUCAGAACAACUCGCUCCAAAACGUGUUAGAGCUACACCUGAACGAGUCUAAGCGUUCGGAAAUCGAGGUUCAAUUGAAGCAAGCAGAAGUAUUCAGGCUUAGAGAAAUCGAGAAAAUCGAGCAACAAGUAAAUGGGUCGAGACAGUCGUCCCAGCUUGGUUACUGUCUCCAGGCACUACAUAAGUUUGAGGUGAAUAACGAUCGGUUUUGCGAAUGGAAGUCGAUGGUUAUAGGCUCGACUCUUGGCCAGUCGAGGCUCAAAGUCGAGCCGAGCUCCGGAUUUAAAGAUCGCGACGAGGUGUCGAUGCUGGCAAGGAAUCAAGAUGAAGGAGUGGAGAUUGAUCAGUAUUUCAACUUUGAAGAUCUGAAUAUUUGUGAAGCCAAUGGUUCAGAUUAA